This is a messenger RNA of Clarias gariepinus (North African catfish), 2193 nucleotides long. RefSeq names its product sarcoglycan, beta (dystrophin-associated glycoprotein) (gene sgcb). The record is from RefSeq and is a predicted model, not a curated record. The transcript is spliced from 6 exons. Gene Ontology annotation, cellular component: sarcoglycan complex; sarcolemma. Gene Ontology annotation, biological process: muscle organ development. Bases 55 to 996 code for a protein of 313 amino acids. NCBI's taxonomy places the organism in Eukaryota, Metazoa, Chordata, Actinopteri, Siluriformes, Clariidae.
UGUGUGUGUGUGUGUUCGCCGCUGUCAGGCGCAGGACAGGGAGGGAGGGACAAGAUGGCGUCCGAGCAGGAAAGCUCAAAUGGUCCGGUGAAGAAGUCGAUGCGGGAGAAAGCCAUUGAGCGAAGGAACGUUAGUAAGGAGCACAACAGUAACUUCAAGGCUGGAUAUGUGCCCAUAGAGGAGGAGAGACUCCACAAGACUGGGCUAAGGGGUCGAAAAGGCAACAUUGCUGUGUGCAUCAUAGUCCUGCUCUUCCUGCUUGCACUCAUCAACCUCAUUAUAACUCUGGUGAUCUGGACGGUUAUUCGGAUCGGCCCUAACGGUUGUGACAGUAUGGAGUUCCAUGAGAGUGGUUUGCUGCGCUUUAAGCAGAAAGCUGACAUGGGCGUGGUCCAUCCACUGUACAAAAGCACUGUGGGAGGGAGGAAAGAUCAGGACCUUGUCAUUACUGGCAACAACAACCCAGUGGUGUUUCAACAAGGGAACACUAGGCUAAGUGUUGAGAAGGACAAGACAUCUAUCACCAGUGACCUAGGCAUUUCCUUCACUGACCCACGCACACAAAACACCUUCUUUAGCACAGACUUUGAUAACCACGAGUUCCACUUGCCCAAACAGGUUAAAGUGCUCAAUGUAAAGAAAGCCUCCACAGAAAGGAUCACUUGCAACGCAUCGUCUGAUCUCAUGAUUAAGGGUGACGGCAAGGCUAUCAUUCGUGGAAAUGAGGGCGUCUUCAUCAUGGGCAAGACAGUGGAGUUCAGGAUGGGCGGUGAUAUUGAGCUCAAAGCUGAGAACAGCAUUGUUCUGAAUGGCUCGGUGAUGUUUAGUCCAUCGCGCAUCCCUAACACCUCGCAGGGGGGUGAGCUGUACUUCAAUGAAGGUCUGGAGAGGUACAAGCUCUGCAUGUGUGCAGAUGGGACCCUUUUCAGAGUGCAGGUCAAAUAUCCCAACAUGGGAUGCCAGACCACGGACAACCCCUGCGGAGCGGCGCACUGAGACGAGGGAAAUUCCACAAGACUUACCCAUACACACACCCACGCUAACACACUAGAACUGAUAACAGCAUUGCUAGAUCAAGGUGUGUACUUCAACACUAAAUCAUGGUAAUUUUUAUACAGAGAUUGGUCUGUAGUCAUAAUUUCAUAAACCCUAAAUGCUUUUUUUUUUUUUUUUGUAUCAUUGCUCAUACCUUUAAACCCCACCCUAUACAAACAUGUUUCGUUUUAUUACGUAAGGAUUUAUUACUUAUCCACCUCUGCGUUUUUAUUGUUUUUAAAGCUGAUUGUUCUUUACUUCUCCGUACAUGCAGUAUCUUGUUUAUGAAGGAUUGAUGUGGAUUUUUUUUCUGAAUGGCAGUAUUAUUAUUUUUAAUUGUUUUAACACUUCAUGAAAUAUACAUUAUUUCUCAGAAACAUGGUGCAUCAUCAAACAAGCUAACUAGACAAGAUAAAUACUCUUAUGGAAAAUCAAGACAGCCUUAUGGGUGGUGGUGCACUAAACAGUGCCCCUAGAUAUUUAUGCCACUUCUAGUGUUUUAUAUAUUUUUAUAUAGAUGAAUCUCGGCAGCUGUAUAAGGCUCAGUUGUCCAGGUUGACUUAAAAACAAAUCUCAGUUCACCUCUUUAAGAAACUGGAAUGUAUUAGCAAUAUAGAGUCUUUGCUUUGAUGGUAAAAAGAUGACCUCUUUGCCAUGUCGCUGAACCCUGUUCUCAUAAGUUAGUCAACCUGCUUAACUGCUGUUACCACAAGUCAUAUGGUUGAUUAUAUGUAGUAUAAUCACAGCUAAAAUUACUAUUCGACUGAAAUGUUGCGUUUUAAAAUGGUUGACUGGUUUAUUUAACAGUGCUAAAAUAUGUGCUGCAAAAAAUGGACAUUGACACAUUUGAGCUUAAAGCUUUGUCUAUUAUAUAUGAACAUUUGUUGUACUUUAAAUAAUAUCUUUGAAAACAUAUGAUAUUUAAGGUGUUUGAUAUGUUGUGCAAUAUAACAUGUUUUGUUUGGAUAUUAAUGUUUGUUUGUGCCAUAUUUAUUUGAAUUAUAUUUUUCUUUUUAAGAAAUGUUCAAAUGAUGACCAUGCUGCAUUCUCACUAACGGUCAUUAACUCAUGUUACAUGCAUACACGCAGGUGCAGUUUAAAAAGGGAAAUCAUUUUUCAUUAAAAUGUGUGCAUUUAAUAAAAAAUUUGAAUAUUAAA